AUGGAUGUUUCCAGGGACUUCUUCGGUAAGCUGCGCGCCCUAGCCCUCACGCUAGACAAGGAGGCGAAGCAGCUCGAGCGGGCCCUACGCGGAGAGGACCCGGACUAUGAGGAUGAAUCUCCAAUAAGAGUCUUACAUGACCUCCAUUGUGAAAUCAAGACUCUGAAGGAAGAUGUUAAUGCCAGUCUUGGUAAGAGUUGCUCUGAAAAACAAGCAAUUCAUGAGUUUAUGAAGGCAAGUGAAAUAUUGAUGCAAAGAAAUGCAGCAGAUCUUGGAAAAAUAAAAGAGCUGUUCCAGAAAUACGGCUACAAACCACAUGUCAAAGACUCUACAGAAGAGAAGGAAGAAGAUAAAAGUGAUUCAACAGUGUCUGUCCAGAAUAAAUCUGAUGAAGAAAAAGCAGACGAUGUACCUCAUCUUCCUUCUUGUACCGAGAAGCCGCUGGUGCCCAAAGACCCCCUGCGUAACCCCCAGCUUUCUGAUUUUGGUCUUUCACAAUAUGCUUUCUCCAGGCCUUGGAGUGCAGUAAAAGCACAACAAGCAACAAAUGCCAAUCAAGAAAAUUCAAAGAACAAGACUCCACUAAAAACACAGGCCCCCUGUAUUUUGCCCAAAACACCAAAAUGUAUGCUAAAGAUGGAUGAUUAUGAGUGUGUAACACCAAAACUUGAACACUUUGGCAUUAGUGAACAUACCAUGUGUAUGAAUGAAGAUUAUACAAUGUCACUUAUUCGUAAAACUACUCAGACGAGCAAGAAGUUGGUUAAAAAAGGUGAUCAUGAAGUGAAUGUACCAGAAAUGACAUCCAGGGAAAUCAUGGUUACUCCUGGGCCAAAAUCAAAAGUGACAGCCGAGAAAGCAGCUGACUGGAUGGCUUCUCCUAUGGUACUUGUGUUCUGUACUCCUGAUGUGAAAAUCCCUUCCAGAACAAAGAGUACAGUAUUACCAGGGUCACCAGAGACAAAUGAACUGCCUCUUCCCAGUUAUACAGGAACACCACAGUUUCCAAAUUUUAAAACAAGAUGGCUAGAAACAGAAGCUAAGCAGGUAAAGCAGGGGGGAAAGAUUGAGUCGGUGACAAAGAAUGAUGCAACAGAUAAACAAUACAUAGAAGAUAGCGUUCCUUUUGCUGUGAGCUCUGAUGAGUAUCUUAAACAUUUUGGAGACCCUUCUCCUCCCAAAAUAAAAGACUAUGACCAGUUACUCAAUACUCCUCCACCUCCAGAAAUAACAAGGAUACCAGACGAUGUUCUACAGAUUCUGUCCAAGUAUAAUCAUCAAGUAGACUCUUGUAAAGGCAAGAAAAUGGAGACCAAGGCAGGAGAUACUACAAGAUAUGAAAGUGAUUUCACUGAUUAUUGCAACAAAGAGAACAGGACAGUGAUACAGAGAUUGAGGCGUUCACGAGGAGCGAUGACAACAUCCAGUGGCCGCACCAUGGAAUCACAUGUACGUCAGCCCGCAGGAAUACAGCUUUCUACCAGGAAGACGUCAGUCAAUGCUGGCUAUAUUAUCUGUCAGCUUAAACGUGAAACCUCAUGGGGUUCUUAG
Molecule: messenger RNA, 1551 nt
Organism: Cariama cristata (Red-legged seriema)
Lineage: Eukaryota; Metazoa; Chordata; Aves; Cariamiformes; Cariamidae
Gene: SKA3
Product: spindle and kinetochore associated complex subunit 3
Exons: 9
Coding region: 1-1551 (516 amino acids)
Biological process (GO): mitotic cell cycle; chromosome segregation
Cellular component (GO): outer kinetochore; spindle microtubule
Source: RefSeq, a predicted model, not a curated record